Molecule: messenger RNA, 1303 nt
Organism: Arabidopsis thaliana (thale cress)
Lineage: Eukaryota; Viridiplantae; Streptophyta; Magnoliopsida; Brassicales; Brassicaceae
Gene: ARFA1F
Product: ADP-ribosylation factor A1F
Exons: 7
Coding region: 330-875 (181 amino acids)
Biological process (GO): vesicle-mediated transport
Cellular component (GO): Golgi apparatus
Molecular function (GO): phospholipase activator activity; GTPase activity; GTP binding
Source: RefSeq, marked reviewed
GAAACUUUCACAUUCAGAAAUCACAAAGUAGUAGAAGAAGUUUCUUCAUAUUUCAAUCACAAAAUCGUCUUUGUGCUGCUGAUUGGAAGCUUCUCUCUCUCUCGGUUUAGAUCCCUUUCAAUUCUCCAAAGGUAAGCUCCAAAACUUUCCAGAUCGUCUUACAUUCUUUCGGAUAUUCUGGAUCUGCAUUCGAAUUCCAUUAAAAUUCCCUUGAUGAACUGAUCCGAACAAGUAUCUGAGUUUUUUUUUGUGAUCUGAGUUUUUCGUUAGAUCGCUCGCCAUUGUCGUCGAAUGAUCGUGUAUCUUGGGGAUCAACAGUUAAAAGGAAAAUGGGGCUUUCAUUUGCAAAGCUUUUUAGCCGGCUUUUUGCCAAGAAGGAGAUGCGAAUCCUUAUGGUUGGUCUUGAUGCUGCUGGUAAGACCACCAUUUUGUACAAGCUCAAGCUUGGUGAGAUUGUCACCACCAUUCCCACCAUCGGGUUUAAUGUGGAGACGGUUGAGUACAAGAACAUCAGCUUCACGGUUUGGGAUGUCGGGGGUCAGGACAAGAUCCGUCCCUUGUGGAGACACUACUUCCAAAACACUCAAGGUCUGAUAUUUGUUGUUGAUAGCAAUGACAGAGACCGUGUUGUUGAAGCCAGAGAUGAACUUCACAGGAUGUUGAAUGAAGAUGAGCUUCGGGAUGCAGUAUUGCUUGUGUUUGCCAACAAGCAGGAUCUUCCAAACGCUAUGAAUGCUGCUGAGAUUACUGAUAAGCUUGGCCUUCACUCACUCCGGCAACGCCACUGGUACAUCCAAAGCACAUGCGCAACUAGCGGUGAAGGGCUCUAUGAAGGUCUGGAUUGGCUUUCCAACAACAUUGCUAGCAAAGCUUGAGGUUAUCUCGACCAGAUAGUUUUGGUGAGGGGAUUGAAGCUUUCUCUCCGGAGUCGACUUGAUUUCUUGUGGUUUAAGACCUGCUCGAUUUGUUUCAUGUUUUACUGUCACCGUUUCUCCUUUUUGCUUACUCUUCUCGAAUGUUUGAAUUCUUCUAGGCUUUAAAAGACUUCUUUUUUUUUUUUAAUUGGAGUUAAAAAAUCACAUCACUUAUUUUCAUAUAGUAAAUCAAUGUUAUCUGUUCACUCAUCGGUAGGAGCUUUAUGCGCGAUGAUCCUUCUUUGUUCUCCACAUUGCAAUCUCUAAACACCAAACCUGUAAGAUCAAUUGGUUUACUCUGCCUUGGUCCAUAUCCUAAUUCCUAAACCUAUAAGUAUAUAGAUUUAUUUAUUUUAAUGUUACCUUUUUACUGACCUGGUUUUAUAUAG